Molecule: messenger RNA, 1814 nt
Organism: Hippocampus comes (tiger tail seahorse)
Lineage: Eukaryota; Metazoa; Chordata; Actinopteri; Syngnathiformes; Syngnathidae
Product: putative protein arginine N-methyltransferase 9
Exons: 5
Coding region: 109-1068 (319 amino acids)
Biological process (GO): chromatin remodeling; peptidyl-arginine methylation, to asymmetrical-dimethyl arginine
Cellular component (GO): nucleus
Molecular function (GO): protein-arginine N-methyltransferase activity; histone methyltransferase activity
Source: RefSeq, a predicted model, not a curated record
GGCACGUGUCCGGCCCCUGGCGACUCCGGCGACUUCGUCCCCAACGCGGAAGCGGAGCUGUGCAGUGCCCUGGCGUCGCUCCAAACGCGGCAACGCCAAGACGUCUGCAUGCUGGAGUGCUCGGAAAUGGCGCUCUUGAACAAUUCCGACUACCAUCGGAGCUUUGCCGGCGCUUUGUCCAAACUCAUCAGCCGGUUGAAGGCCCAAUCUCAAAGUCUGCAGGACCCUUCCGGUGUUCCUUCGCAAGAACCCUUCACUGCGGACCCGUUGUACGUUCUGGAUGUGUCGGAGGGCUUUUCCAUGCUGUCCCUCAUCGCUGCCAGCCACGGUGGCGUGAAGGCCUACAGCUCGGUGGAAAAGAGCAAGCACCAGGAAGUGCUGGAACGCCUUACGCGCGCCAACGGCGUUUCGGAGGGCAGCUUGGAGUUUUGGCUCAACCACGGCGAGGACGACCAGGGUGCGCUACAGAGGCCCUCGCGUGAGAAACUGUGGAGCGCCAUCUUCCUGGACUGCGUGGAGACGUGCGGGCUCGUCAGGCAGAAGCUGAUGGAGAAGGCGUCCCUGGCUAGAUGUCUGCUGGAGUGCGGCGGUCGCGUCUUCCCACAUAAAUUGAUGAUGUUCGGCAUGCUGGUGGAGUCAGACACGCUGCUGCUGGAGAGCGCCGUCCAGGGCCGCGAGGCCACGCUCGGCUUCAACAUCGCACCGUUCAUCAAUCAGUUCACCGUUCCGGUCCACGUUUUCCUGGAUUUUUCCACGUUGGCGUGUCGACACCUCAGCGAACCGACCGAGCUCUUUGUUCUGGACCUCAUGGACUCUAACGCUAACUACGACGAGAGGGAGGUCCAGGUCCGGUCGACGUUGUCAGGGAGAAUCACUGCGGUGCCUUUCUGGUACGACAUUCACCUGGAUGAGGACACUCGUGUCAGUACGCUGGCACCGAACUCUCACUGGAAGCAGGCUGCCGUGGUCCUGCAGCGCCCACUUGAGGUCGCGGCCGGAGAGACGGUCCGGCUCACCGUCAAGCUCCGCAACAGCAGCAUCUCCAUCGAGGUGCGGAGAGAUGAGUGACGUUGCAACAGAGUGGUAGCAUGAAUUGUUUUUCAACUGUGCCACUUGGCCUUUUCGCGUUGCGUUCACCUCUGAAAAUCUUAGAACAAAAACCUACAUUUUAAUAAUAAAUACAAUUGGGAAAAUAUAAACGGCACUGUCUUUUUAUGAACAAACCACCAUUUGUUGUUUUAUUGGGAAAAAAUAAAGCUACGGAAGGCAUUAGAAUGAAGGACCACACUGAAAAGAGCAACAAAAGUUUUUUAUUGACCCGUUGCAGCUACGUCACGUGAUCACGUGAGUGCACCACGACGUACGGCAACAGUGAAUGACUGCCGACUUGAAGUGGACGGAAAAACGGAGCGAUUUAGCGACGGAUAAGUUAUUUUUGCCCAUCGAGCCAUGACAUCCACCUCUUGAAUAGCUCUGUUCACUGUUUUAAUCAAAUCGCAGUUUUUGAUUGACAGCGCACGCCCUUUAUUGUUGUUUUCAAUGCCGUAUCAGCUGGAGCUGAUAUAAAAGUCAGGACUCAAGCCAGUUUUUUUUUUGUUUGUUUGUAUUUUGUCGCUGGCUGGUCCCUGGGAUGAAAAGUUACUCUCACACCGGGGGGAAUACCUUGUAAUGGCGAAGGUAAAAGUUGCUUACGAUGCUGACGUUUUUUUUUUUUUUUUACACAUUCCAUCCUAUGUUUGCGCAAAGCAACAUGCAGUAAUUUAAUGAUUAUGAGUAAAAUACAUGAACAAUGAUCUACAGACCUUGUAAAAAAA